This is a messenger RNA of Vicia villosa (hairy vetch), 961 nucleotides long. RefSeq lists its product as uncharacterized. The transcript has 4 exons. Gene Ontology annotation, molecular function: protein binding. Bases 335 to 862 code for a protein of 175 amino acids. Lineage: Eukaryota; Viridiplantae; Streptophyta; Magnoliopsida; Fabales; Fabaceae. The record is from RefSeq and is a predicted model, not a curated record.
CUUCUAAUGCUUGUUUCAAUUUGUACCACUUCUUUCUCACCUUCCCUCAUCCUUCUAUCUCAAUUGGCCAACUUUCAUAUUAUAUUACACACCUCAUUGAUAUUUUGUUUUAUCUUUAAACUUGUUACUUAGAAGCUCCUCUGCUCCAAUUCAAAGUUCACUAUUACUAUAUAAAUUCAAAGAGUCCUCUCUUGAGCCAGAACACACUCUUAAGCUUCCUAGAACAAUAUCAUUUUUAAGUCUAAGCCAAAACAAGACUAAGAUAGACCUUAAAAACUCUUCAAGUUCUAAGAAAAUAAUUUCCUUAGAAAGAAAUGAAGUGAAAGAGGGUAAGAUGGUGAGAACUUCAAUGAUGGAUGGUGGGAUGAAGAACAAUGGUGGAUGUAAAGGUGGUGGAAGAGGAUCAGAUGGUGGAAAUGGAAAAGGUUGGAAUCUCAAUGAAGAAAAUAAUCAUGGUAGAGAUAAGAUAGAUUUUUACUAUCAAAACAUGAUUGAAACACACCCUUGUGAUGCUCUUUUGCUUGCAAAUUAUGCUAAGUUUUUGAAGGAGGUUUGUGGAGAUUAUUAUUCUAAAGCAAAGGAGUACCUAGAAAGGGCAAUUAUGGCAAAUCCUGGUGAUGGUCAUAUUUUGUCCAUCUAUGCAAAUUUAAUAUGGCAAAUUGAGAAGAAUGCUGCUCGAACUCAACAAUAUUUUGAUCAAGCUAUUCAAAAUGACCCAAAUGAUUGCCAUGUACUUGCUUCAUAUGCAAAGUUCCUUUGGGAUGGUGAAAAUGAAGAAGAUAAAGACUAUCAAAUUGAAUCUGAUCAGAGCCAUCACUUUCAAGAAACUAAGCAUUUCCCUCAUUUAACAGCAGCUUCAUAAGCCUUAACGGUUUUCUCUAUUAAGUGAUGGUGGCUAUAUGUUGAUAAAUUGCAUGACAAAUGAAGCAUGUUGUUUCAAAGAGUUAUAGGGAUUUUGUCU